This is a messenger RNA of Alexandromys fortis (reed vole), 9926 nucleotides long. RefSeq names its product glutamate ionotropic receptor NMDA type subunit 2D (gene Grin2d). The record is from RefSeq and is a predicted model, not a curated record. Bases 5813 to 9781 code for a protein of 1322 amino acids. Gene Ontology annotation, molecular function: NMDA glutamate receptor activity. The transcript is spliced from 12 exons. Gene Ontology annotation, cellular component: plasma membrane; NMDA selective glutamate receptor complex. Gene Ontology annotation, biological process: long-term synaptic potentiation; monoatomic ion transport; excitatory postsynaptic potential. Lineage: Eukaryota; Metazoa; Chordata; Mammalia; Rodentia; Cricetidae.
GCUUGAGUUCUGAACGCUAAAGAUCCUGGAGCUGCCAAGGGUGAUGGUGCAACCCGAAAUCUUAGCACUGAGAAGAUGAAGCAGAGCGAUCCACAGUUACAGGCCCAGGGCUCCAUAAUGACAAUCCAUCCCCCCCACAAAUUAUUAAUACUACUAAUAGUAAUGACAACAACAACAACAAUAAUCCUGGAGAUUAAGAGGGUAGAUUUCUGGCUUUCUUGGUGUUCUCUAGGUCCAAUUCAGUGAGAAGAGCCAGGCCCUCCUGCCACACCCAGCCUACUGCCUCUACAAUCCCUUUCUUGGCAAUCCCUGUAUUACUCAACAUUCUAACCUACAGUCACAAUCCCGUUCUCCUUCAAGACUCAAACGCCAGGGCCUGGCUCGUUCAGAAGCAGUCCGCAUCACCCAUGUCCUCCCAGAUCUUAGGACACAAGAAGCAGGAAGUCUGAUAAGUUAACAGGCCUUGGUCCCAGCGUCCACACACCCCCUCUUCCCUCACCCCCAGCAUCCAUCCUCAGGGGUCCAGGAGUGCUGAAGCACACUCCUUCCAGUAUAACAGAACCUAAGGACUGCCCUCCCAGAGGCAGGAUGGAAGCUCAAAGGUAGGGCUAUGAGGAGGGCUGUGUCUGUGGCAGAGCGGGACUGAGCUCUCAUGGCUGUGAGAGACCAUCUGGUCCUUCAGUGAAGGACUUGCUCAGAAUCUGGACCCUAGCACGAGGGAGAAGGACGAGGGCCCGGACCUGCCAUCUGAGGAAGGGGGCUGGUAUCUGGAAUCCUAGUUCUGAAAGAAAGGGCCAGGCAGUGGACCCCCCAAGUUUGAUAGAGGAGAGCCAAGGGUUGAAAUUCUGGGAGGGUCUGGACCCCUGGGUCCGAGGGAGGAUGGCUAGGAUUUAAAUCCCUGGGUCACAGGAAAGAGUGCUGGGGUCGGAGAGAGGAAGGAACUGGGAACCCAACGCCCUAGGAAGAGGGCUGUAGGCUGAGGUGGGAGGACUGGGAUCCGACCCCAGUUUGGGGCGGGGGAGACUAGGCUCCUGUCUGCUGGGUCUAAGGGAGGUGAGCUAGCAUUUGGACAUCUGAUUCCAAGGGAUAAGGGACUUGGGAGUCUAGAGUACUGGCUCCAUGACAGACAUCCAGUUUGCUUGCAUCUUGCCUCUGGGGCCAUAGAACUCACGGGAUGAGUCUUAGCAUGGCGGAUGUUGAAGUCCAGAAGAGGGAGGGGCAAUUUCAGGAACCCCCAGUGCUCUGUCUAGGUCCCAAACUGUCUGUUCCAGGCAAUGUCCUUGUCCACCCACCUCUGCUUCCUCCCAUUUCAACACAGCCCCUCAGUCCCAUGUCCCAUGAGGAAAACAGAGGCUUUGAAAUAGGGUAAGGAGUGGCCCCCUCCCUCAGUCCUAACAGGAGGAGGGGUCCCUAGGGAAGCCGGGGGGGGGGCUGUGGGUCUCCUGGCAGGAAGGAACGGGGACUGAAUGUUAAUCGCAUCCUGAGUGAGUGUGCGAGAACACAGCGAGUGUGUGAUUCCCUCACGCUCUGGCUCCUGCAAGCCGUGGCUGCUGCUGCUGCCGCUACCACCUUCCGCCAGCGCCCGCAGCCUCCUCGGCCACCAGCGCCCUGUUGAGGGGUGUCAGCCUGGGUGGGUCCGCCUGGCCCCCAGGGGUCUCUCGUGCUACAGCCAUCUGCUAGGUGAGGAUGUGUGUCUUGGUGUCAGGCUGGCUGGUGGGGGGGGUGUGUCUGUAAGGGCUGCGGCGGCUGGUAGCUGAGGGAGGAGGGGUCUGUCUGUCUGGACCGACCCUGAGCCUCCUGUCUGCACCUCAUGACCCCCCCAAUCUGUUCCCUGAGCCCCCAAACCUGGAUGGAUGGUGUGCACCUGGGUUCUGUGCCUUCUGCCUGCAUCCAGCCGAGUGUCUGUGUGUCCCUGGAUGCCUGUGUCCUCCUGUCUGUCCAAACAGCCACUGAGAGCAGUGACAACGCGCCUCUGUUGGGGCCCUGCGCAAGCGUGUGUGUGUGUGUGUGUGUGUGUGUGUGUCUCCCUCAUCAAGCUCCGGGGGUGUUGAGGGGGAAUCCCAGGGAAGUGAGAUUGUGUGUGUGUGUGUGUGUGUGUGUGUGUAUGCAUGUGUGUUUCUGCCUGUGCUUGAGAGGGGGGGGCACGUGGGGGGGGGCGUCUAGAGGUGGCCAAGCAAGGAACGGGCAAGCAGUUCCUCUCUGAUAGGCAGCCUCACGCUCCUUAUACAAACAUACACGAGCCACUGGCUUCAGAGGUGACCCAGACAGACAGACAGAGACAAGAGAGUCGGUGCUGAGAGCACAAAGGGGAUGCCAAUAAGCUAGGGAGAGGUGAUGGGACAUGCCAGCCAGAGGAGGAGCCUGGACUAAAGCCGGCAGAGGGGGGCACCCCAGGUGGGCGGAAGGGGAUCCCCAUGGGGUCAGGCCGCAAGAGGACACCCCAACAGCCUCUGCAAUGUCCGGGGCCCAACUUCCAGCGCAACAUGUGUAGCCUCAUCCUUGUCUAGUCUGGUGGCCGCAACCUUGGGGGACAGGGCAGGGCAGGAUCAAGAAGAGGAGGGACAGAGCCGGGACAGGCAAAAGGUCCCCGCCACUGCCUGCGCUGCUGCUGCUGUUGCUGCUGCUGCUGCUGCUGCUGCUGCUACCUCGCUGCCGCCCUCGGCCUGGCCCCCAACCAGCUCCCCAACACUCCACGGAAUCUUUGGGUCUCUGGAUACCGGUUCCGGUCCUGGCCCCCCAGCAACUCCCCCCACAGAACAGGGUCAUGAAAAGGUAAGGCUGGGCAGGGGAUGAAGGGGUGGGGGUGGGGAUAUGGCCCCCUCCAAUCUAGGGCAGGGAAAGUUGGCUGGGGACCUCAAGGAGGGAAGGGGUUUGAAUGUGAGAAAACCAAACGUCUCUGCCCCCUUAUCCCUCAGGGACUAUCUUCCAUCUGCUCGCGCGCGCACUCUCUCUGCCCCUUUCCUAGGUUUCUACACCUCAAAACCACCCCAGGCCUCUAUUCCCCUGCACUUCACCCUGUCCCCGGCAGUGCAGAACUGAAUCCCACCUCUGUCGAUCUCUGCACCUCACCUUCUCCCUUCUCUACACCCCUUUCCUGCAUCAGUCUCCCCAUAGCUAGCUAUCCCUCUCUCCUUUCGCUCUCCCCUCCCAUCUCAGAGCUAUGAGUCUGCUAUUAAUACCCCCGCCAAGGACCUUGAGGGCGUCCAGUGCCCUGCAUCCAGCCCCGAGCAGCCACCCCUUCCUCGAGGUUCUGGAAUGCCCUUCCAGGACUGGGGUGGGAGACAUUGGUUUGUGUGUGCAUGAAGUGGGGGACAGGAAAUCUCUCUGCAGCACAAGGAGGGGAAGCUGCUGACCACAGCCUCCCCCAUUCCCAUAAUGGUUUAGGGGGGCAAUGGAGGCAGAGACCUCCUUCCUCCUUACGCUCUGGACAAGAUAUGAAAGGAACAACUGGGGAGGCCAGACCUAGUGGGCAGCAAGGAUGUUGGGACUGAUGGGGUCUGAGCAAAAAAGGGGGGGCUCCUUAAAGGAGAACAAGACAGAAACCAAGAUUUCCAGUUGUUGGGGUGGGAAGCGGCCAGGAUGUCCGGGUCCUGCGGAAGAAAUGAGUGGACCACUGUGCUGGGUGCGGAGGGGGUGCCUGCCAGGCCAAGUCUUCAGUCGGGAAUUUAGGGAGGACACCAUGAGAGAAAGGAGGGCCAGAACUCCUGACAGAGCAGGCUGGGGAAACCACUGCUUAGGCCACUGUGGGGACCAAGUAGAUGGCUAAACUCAUGAGGUGGAGGGCGAGAUGGACUUUGCCAACCCUGUUCUGAGCUCUGGGGACUGAUACUGGGGUGAGAUGGCUGGGCAGAAAGGUUGCCCUCAGGAAUCCUCCCUUUAUGGGAGACAAUGCCUCCUGAUGGGGUGGGGUUGAGACUGCCCUCCUAGGCCUCACAGUAACAAGAACCUCAGACCCCAAAACUGCAGAGGCCAGGGUCUGAGAUGCAAAGGAGGGGGCUGAUGGCUGAGCAGCUACCAGGAAGGGAGAGGAGAGCCAGUAUUAACCCCGCAGGGGCCAGGCCACAGCUGUGCGUUAUUUUGGGGAAAAAGGGGGGGCUAUUCUGAGCACGGAUUGAGCCAGCUGCUAGGGGAAGGAAAGGCAGUGGAGAGGAGGGACGGGAGGAGGCAUGGCCUGCAGGAGGGGGCACCCCCUUCCCUGGGGAGACAGAGGCUCAGGCCCUCCAGAAAGGUGGGAUGGCAAUUUGGAGGAUGAGGUUUCCAGGCAGGGUAGGGGGUGUGGGCCUCUGCCCCAACCCUUGCUGUCUAGAAUGGACAAGCCUGUGCUACCAUGGCAACAAGACAGGAAACUGACAGCCAAGAGAGAACCCUUCUGUAUCUGGACCCUGACCCGUUCAGAAAACCCCCAGUGCAGGCCCUUAGUGCUUUCUGGGAGCAGAGAUCAGGCCCCCAUGCCGCCUCCAUAGAUCUAGUAUCCAGGAGCCUGGGAUCCUAGCCCACCCACCCCAGGCAACUAGUAUUCAACAGGGGGCACUGGAGGCAACACUUCCUUUAAUUUACUAAAUUGCUCUGGGCUGGAAGCCAGGAAGCCCCCCCCCCCAGCAGUGCUCCACAGCUGUGCCCCCAACCCCAAGACUGGCUUGUCAUUCAGUUUCAUCAAGAACGAAAAUGAGGGGGCAGGGACAGGAGGAGGGGGCUAAGAAUGGCUUGGGGUGGUGGGUAUUUCCUCUCCUUGGAUACCCCACUAAUUUCUCCCCCCUUUCUCUCCCUGCACACCUGACCCCCUUUUCCUCUCUCAUUUCCCCCUUUACUCUCUUCCCUUUAUUCUCUUUCCCUCUGCAACCUGGCUCUGCCUUGCUUUCAUGUCUGUGCUGGGCAUCUCCCGGGUGGGGGUCUGGGUCUCUGCCUUGCCUCGCUAUUUCUGUCUUCUCUGUAUUUCAUUUGCUCUGCCUGCCUUCCUCCAUCUCCGUUCCUUCUUCCUGAGGUUGGUGUUUGCCUGACUCUGGGUGGCCGUGGGUUCCUGCCUUCUAUACCCCCAACUUUCUCAUCUAUCUCUCCGUCUCUCCUUGCCUGGCUACCAUCCUCUCGCUGGGUCCUUCUCUUGGGUCUUUGUCCAUUUGAGCCUCUCCUUCCAUUCCUCCCUGAUCAUAUCUAACUGUCCCUUCUCCUUCCAUUUCUCCCUGACCAUAUCUAACUGUCCCCUCUCCUUUGCCCUCACUCUGGUUCUGCUGGUGGUUUUUGUCCCGUCUCUGGGUCUCUUUCCCAUCUGUAUGAUCACUGUCCAUCCCAUCCCUGCCUUCUCCCCUCUUCUUACCUCUGCAUCUUCCCUGACCCCAUUACUCACCCCCUCCCGCCUUUGUGUCUCCUGGUUCCCACACUCCAUUCCUCCAUCUCACCCCCCACCCCUCCCUCUGCUUGGAUUCCAUCUUUCUCUUCCACUCCCCGCUGUCUCUUCUUGUCUCUGGACUGUGUCUAUCUCUCUUCUGCCCCUUUCUCUCUCUCUUCAUCUGUUUCUCUCUUGCUUCUGCCUCUCCGUCCCUCACCUAACUUUCUCCUCUCACCCUGACUCUGCGUCUUCCCUCACUAUCUGGGUCCCACUGCCACCUUCCCCAUCUCCGUUUCUCUAUCUCUGUCUCCUCCCGCCGUCUCGGUCUCCCCUCAUCUCUGUCCCUCAUCCCUGCUUCUCUCCGUGUCUGCCCCUCCCUCUUCUCCAUCACCCACCCUUCCCCUCUCGCCCCGUCUCUCCUGUGCCUCCCCUCGGGCUCUGCCCUCGCCUCCCGUCCGCGCAGAGGCCGCCCGGCGGGGCCCGCAGGCGAUGCGCGGCGCCGGUGGCCCCCGCGGCCCUCGGGGCCCCGCUAAGAUGCUGCUGCUGCUGGCGCUGGCGUGCGCCAGCCCGUUCCCGGAGGAGGCGCCGGGGCCGGGCGCGGCCGGCGGGGGCACGGGCGGGGCGCGGCCGCUCAACGUGGCGCUGGUCUUCUCCGGCCCCGCGUACGCGGCCGAGGCGGCGCGCCUGGGCCCGGCCGUGGCGGCGGCAGUUCGCAGCCCGGGCCUGGACGUGCGGCCAGUGGCGCUGGUGCUCAACGGCUCGGACCCUCGCAGCCUUGUGCUGCAGCUCUGCGACCUGCUGUCGGGGCUGCGCGUGCACGGCGUGGUGUUCGAGGACGACUCGCGCGCGCCCGCCGUCGCGCCCAUUCUCGACUUCCUGUCGGCGCAGACUUCGCUGCCCAUCGUGGCCGUGCACGGCGGCGCCGCGCUCGUGCUCACGCCCAAGGAGAAGGGCUCCACCUUCCUGCAGCUCGGCUCCUCUACAGAGCAGCAGCUGCAGGUCAUUUUUGAGGUGCUGGAGGAGUACGACUGGACAUCCUUUGUGGCAGUAACCACGCGUGCCCCAGGCCAUCGGGCCUUCUUGUCAUACAUCGAGGUGCUGACUGAUGGCAGCAUGGUAGGCUGGGAGCAUCGAGGAGCGCUGACACUGGACCCCGGGGCUGGUGAAGCCGUCCUGGGCGCACAGCUCCGGAGUGUCAGCGCGCAGAUCCGCCUGCUCUUCUGUGCCCGCGAGGAGGCAGAGCCUGUUUUCCGGGCAGCAGAAGAGGCUGGCCUCACUGGGCCUGGCUACGUCUGGUUCAUGGUGGGACCUCAGCUGGCUGGAGGCGGGGGCUCCGGGCUCCCUGGGGAACCCCUUCUUCUGCCAGGAGGUGCCCCACUGCCUGCGGGGCUAUUUGCAGUGCGCUCUGCUGGCUGGCGUGACGACUUGGCACGUCGAGUGGCUGCUGGUGUGGCGGUGGUGGCCAGAGGUGCCCAAGCCCUGCUGCGAGACUAUGGCUUCCUGCCUGAACUGGGUCAUGACUGCCGCGCCCAGAAUCGCACCCACCGUGGGGAGAGUCUGCACAGGUACUUCAUGAACAUCACCUGGGAUAACCGAGACUACUCCUUCAAUGAAGACGGCUUUCUGGUGAACCCUUCACUGGUGGUCAUCUCCCUCACCAGGGACAGGACAUGGGAAGUGGUGGGCAGCUGGGAACAACAGACCCUCCGCCUCAAGUACCCGCUAUGGUCCCGCUAUGGCCGCUUCCUGCAGCCAGUGGAUGACACACAGCACCUCACCGUGGCCACACUGGAGGAGAGACCCUUUGUCAUUGUGGAGCCAGCGGACCCCAUCAGCGGCACUUGCAUUAGAGACUCAGUCCCCUGCCGGACCCAGCUCAACCGUACCCACAGUCCUCCGCCUGACGCUCCCCGCCCGGAGAAGCGGUGCUGCAAGGGCUUCUGCAUUGACAUUCUGAAGAGGCUGGCGCACACCAUUGGCUUCAGCUAUGACCUCUACCUGGUCACCAAUGGCAAGCAUGGCAAGAAGAUCGAUGGAGUCUGGAACGGCAUGAUUGGUGAGGUGUUCUAUCAGCGUGCGGACAUGGCCAUCGGCUCUCUUACCAUCAAUGAGGAGCGGUCCGAGAUCGUGGACUUCUCCGUCCCCUUUGUAGAGACAGGCAUCAGCGUCAUGGUGGCACGCAGCAAUGGCACUGUGUCCCCCUCUGCCUUCCUCGAGCCCUACAGCCCCGCUGUGUGGGUGAUGAUGUUCGUCAUGUGCCUCACCGUGGUUGCCGUCACCGUUUUCAUCUUUGAGUACCUCAGUCCUGUAGGCUAUAACCGCAGCCUGGCCACGGGCAAACGCCCUGGUGGCUCAACCUUCACCAUUGGGAAAUCCAUCUGGCUGCUGUGGGCCCUGGUGUUCAACAACUCGGUGCCAGUGGAGAAUCCGCGGGGCACCACCAGCAAGAUCAUGGUUCUGGUGUGGGCCUUCUUCGCCGUCAUCUUCCUCGCCAGCUACACAGCCAAUCUGGCUGCCUUCAUGAUCCAGGAGGAGUAUGUGGACACCGUGUCUGGGCUCAGUGACCGAAAGUUCCAGAGGCCCCAGGAGCAAUACCCACCCCUGAAGUUUGGGACGGUGCCCAACGGGUCUACAGAGAAGAACAUCCGCAGCAACUACCCUGACAUGCACAGUUACAUGGUGCGCUACAACCAGCCGCGAGUGGAGGAGGCUCUCACGCAGCUCAAGGCAGGGAAACUGGACGCCUUCAUCUACGAUGCGGCAGUGCUCAACUACAUGGCCCGCAAGGAUGAGGGCUGCAAGCUGGUCACCAUCGGCUCGGGCAAGGUCUUCGCUACCACCGGUUAUGGCAUCGCCCUUCACAAGGGCUCCCGCUGGAAGCGACCCAUCGACCUGGCGCUGCUGCAGUUCCUGGGGGACGAUGAGAUUGAGAUGCUGGAACGGCUGUGGCUUUCCGGGAUCUGCCAUAAUGACAAAAUCGAGGUGAUGAGCAGCAAGCUGGAUAUCGAUAACAUGGCAGGUGUCUUCUACAUGCUCCUGGUGGCCAUGGGCCUUUCCUUGCUGGUCUUCGCCUGGGAACAUCUGGUGUACUGGCGCUUGCGGCAUUGCCUGGGGCCUACCCACCGCAUGGAUUUCCUGCUGGCCUUCUCCAGGGGCAUGUACAGCUGCUGCAGCGCCGAGGCGGCUCCACCGCCUGCCAAGCCUCCGCCCCCACCGCAGCCGCUACCCAGCCCCGCAUACCCCACCGCGCGCCCGCCCCCAGGCCCUGCACCCUUCGUGCCCCGAGAGCGAGCAGCCGCCGACCGCUGGCGCAGGGCCAAGGGCACCGGGCCUCCGGGAGGCGCAGCGCUGGCCGACGGCUUCCACCGAUACUACGGUCCCAUUGAGCCGCAGGGGCUGGGCCUCGGCGAGGCGCGCGCGGCACCCAGGGGCGCGGCCGGACGCCCUCUGUCCCCACCCGCCACACAGCCCCCGCAGAAGCCACCACCGUCCUACUUCGCCAUCGUGCGCGACCAGGAGGCGGCCGAGCCCCCCGCCGGAGCCUUCCCCGGCUUCCCAUCCCCGCCUGCGCCGCCCGCCGCCGCAGCUGCCGCCGUCGGACCGCCACUGUGCCGCCUGGCUUUCGAGGACGAGAGUCCGCCUGCGCCCACGCGCUGGCCGCGUUCCGACCCCGAGAGCCAGCCGCUGUUGGGUGGGGGCGCGGGCGGCCCGAGCGCGGGGGCCCCAAGCGCCCCGCCGCCGCGCCGCGCCGCGCCCCCACCGUGCGCCUACCUGGACCUCGAGCCGUCGCCUUCGGACUCCGAGGACUCGGAGAGCCUGGGCGGAGCGUCGCUCGGCGGCCUGGAGCCCUGGUGGUUCGCCGAUUUCCCGUACCCGUACACCGAGCGCCUCGGGCCACCGCCCGGCCGCUACUGGUCGGUCGACAAGCUCGGGGGCUGGCGCGCCGGCAGCUGGGACUACCUGCCCCCGCGCAGCGGCCCCGCGUGGCACUGCCGCCACUGCGCCAGCCUGGAGCUGCUACCGCCGCCGCGCCACCUCAGCUGCUCGCACGACGGCCUCGACGGCGGCUGGUGGGCGCCUCCGCCGCCACCCUGGGCUGCUGGGCCACCACCCAGGCGCCGGGCACGCUGUGGGUGUCCACGCCCGCACCCUCACCGCCCGCGGGCCUCGCACCGUGCGCCCGCUGCGCCGCACCACCACCGACACCGGCGCGCGGCAGGCGGCUGGGACAUCCCGCCGCCCGCGCCCACCUCGCGUUCGCUCGAGGACCUGAGCUCCUGUCCGCGGGCGGCCCCCUCACGCAGGCUCACCGGGCCCUCACGCCACGCGCGCCGCUGCCCGCAUGCUGCGCACUGGGGGCCGCAGCUGCCCCCCGCACCGCACCGGAGACACCGGGGCGGGGACCUGGGCACGCGCAGAGGCUCUGCGCACUUCUCCAGUCUGGAGUCCGAGGUAUGAUGCGGCUCCGGGAGGCCCCCGUCGCCCCCUCGGUCAGCGCAGGCCACGGCCCGAGGGGGCGCUCUAGAGUGGACAGGACCCACAUGGGUUGGGAAGGACGGAAACGGACCUGGCUGGACCCCGCCUGGAGCAGCGUCCUGCGUCC